Messenger RNA from Hemiscyllium ocellatum (epaulette shark), 1029 nucleotides. Its product is annotated as lymphotoxin-beta-like. The transcript has 4 exons. Gene Ontology annotation, molecular function: tumor necrosis factor receptor binding; CD40 receptor binding. NCBI's taxonomy places the organism in Eukaryota, Metazoa, Chordata, Chondrichthyes, Orectolobiformes, Hemiscylliidae. Gene Ontology annotation, biological process: immune response. Gene Ontology annotation, cellular component: membrane. The coding region runs from base 329 to 1024 and encodes 231 amino acids. The record is from RefSeq and is a predicted model, not a curated record.
AACAGACUGAGAGCCGGAGAGCUCCAGGAGUUCACAGUCUCUGUGUCUGUGUGAGUGUGUGAGAGAGUGUGUGUGAGUGUGUGUGUGUGUGUGAGAGAGAGAGAGAGAGUGUGUGUGUGAGAGAGAGUGUGAGUGUGAGUGUGAGAGAGAGUGAGUGUGAGAGAGAGAGACCACAGCACAGUCUCUCACACACACACACACAGACACAGGGAGAGAGAGGACAGCCCCCAGCCCUGCUCGGCUGCACCUACCCAGAGGGAGUGGGACACUCGGAGCAGACAGCCCUCCCCACCCACAGCCCGGGAGAGCUUCCCCCCCUCCAGCCCCUAUGCCUGACUCGGAGAAGGGAGGGGACGGAGCUGGUGUCCGCCUGGCCCCUGUACUCUGCACCGUCCUCCUGACCCUGGGGCUGUCAGUGCCCACCACCGCCCUGCUGGUCAUCUACUACCGAUGUGGAGCCGAGCCAGAGCGCCCCGAGCAGUUUCAGCACAAUGUGUCUCUGAGGGAAGGUGUUUUGGGGAGAAUACAGGAGAGGGGUGAGCACUGGGAGCAGAGUGACAGCGAGACGCCGGCUGCCCAUUUGAUUGGAAUCUAUCACCAGUCUCUCAAGGACAGUUCCGACGCUCACUCUUACCACACGCUGGAGUGGGAGUCGGUCAGGGGUUUGGCCUUUACUAGGGCCUCGGUGCGCUACCUUGGCCAGUCGCUGGUCAUUCCCAAGCGUGGGCUGUACUACGUUUACUGCCAGGUGGGCUUCCGCGGCAGCGAGUGUAAGAACCAGCCGGUGACCCUGUACAACCGGGUGUACCGCAAACACGACUCUUACCCCGAGCCCCUGCUCCUGCUGAGUGGCACCGAGACUGUGUGUGGCAAGAACCAUAACAAGGGCACCUGGUACACCACCCUGGGCCAGGGGGCUGUGGUGCAACUGGAAAGGGACCACCAGCUCUUUGUGAAUGUCAGCAACCCCCAUCUGGUGGACUACCUGGACGGAAAGACUUUCUUCGGUGUCAUCAAAAUCUGACGUCA